CUGUGUCUGUGAGGUCACCAGUAUACCGGUAGGCUUCAUUAAACUCACAACACCGCAGCAACUUCUGAACUGGACUUGAAUCAUUUCUUCAACAGAACGCAGUGGCCAUGGCACUACGGGGAACAUUUACUUUGCUUUGCUCACUAGCAGUCUUGUCCUCCGCUGGAGCUGAAAAUGAAACUUCACUUCAGAAUUGCACCUCGCAAAUGCAGCUCUUGAAGCGACUAUCAGCAGAUCUCAAGGGGGCGGUAGAGUGUGGUGAAAAGCUGCCGUCUGCAUGGAGUCCACACGAGACGGCUGCUCUGCUGCAGUCCAUCAGGAUUAUGACCGACACGCUGCACAGACACCAGCUGCAAGAAUGCCAAGGUGCUGAGCCAACGAAGUGCCCUGAAGCCGAAGUUCCCCACGGUGGAGGGUUGGUGUGUGUCACAAUAGCCAACAAGCGAUACUGCAAACCUCUGUGCAGCCAUGGUUAUGAUUUUGCUUUUAUCAGGAGGAGUCGUUUGUAUGAUGAAUGCAGUGAGCAGACCGGCUAUAAAUGGCAGACCCAGUACGUAGGAGGAAACAAGCUGGCUGUGUGCAAUGAAGCACCAAUUCAAAUUUCUGGAGCCAAGACAGCAUAUUUCCCUAAAGAUCAGGACUGCCUCACAACAAAGAGCAGCAGCCAACUGCAGAGCGGCAUCAUGGUAGAGUUCACCACUGAGCUGAAGGCUGAAGGUGUACAGGGAGAGCCACAGUCUGCCUGUCUUGUGUGUGGAUGACCACCUGAGGUGGAGAGAUGCAUUUACAAAGUCACGAAUGUUGUGUGGAAGUCCCUCUGAGUUGCACUGAGGGAAAAAAAAGCUUUGCAAGUAGUUAAAAACUGUAUGAAAGACUUAAGUUUGAAGAAUAAAAGUGUUGCUGAUCCUGAA
Messenger RNA from Anarrhichthys ocellatus (wolf-eel), 911 nucleotides. RefSeq lists its product as uncharacterized. NCBI's taxonomy places the organism in Eukaryota, Metazoa, Chordata, Actinopteri, Perciformes, Anarhichadidae. The coding region runs from base 108 to 761 and encodes 217 amino acids. The transcript is spliced from 6 exons. The record is from RefSeq and is a predicted model, not a curated record.